GCUGCUCGUGUUCUGGUUCCAACGUCUCCAGUAGCUGCGGGUCUUUAGCCCGGUGAUCUACUCCGCAGUGACAUGGGGGGGCCGCCUUCGCAUCCCUGUCAACGUGACCGCGACCCUUCACGCGCAUGUGCUGCUGCCUUUGUGCACAGCGACUCCAUCAACAUGUCCUCCCCCUGCCUCUGCCACCACCAUGGAGUCUGCACACCUCAUCCAGGCCCACGAUCACGCCCGCACCGCCGCGACUGCCACCAGCACCAACAGCGUCGCAACCGCGGGGCAGGAGCAUGACCUCGCCGCGACUGCCUUCCACAAGGCCACCCAAGAUACCCACGAUGCUGAGGCCCUCCGCAUCCUCAGUCUCCUCGAAGACCACCAUCGCAAGCUCGCCGGCCUGAUCAAAGAAGCGCCGCGCAAGGACAAGAAGAAGACGGACGCCACCAAGCAGCCCUCCGACUUGUCCGCCGCCUCUCCCUCGCCAAACACGUCGUCGUCGCGAGCCUCUUCAGCCAACACCUCUUCCCCGACACCUCCGACAUCUCGCCGCAGACUUCCCCAGUCCUCGAUAGCCACCAACCUCGCCGAGAAGCGCGGCAUACCCAGUGCGAAGAGAACCACCAGUGGCGCUUCAGCAAAUUUACCCAGCACCACAACCGGCCGGCCUGAGCAGCCUUCCACGCCUGUGCGCGAUCUACUGGCGCAGCAGUCACGCAAAGCAGAGUCGAGUGCCACCAGAGACUCAGCGAAGCAGCUGAAAGGCGCCUCUCCACAACCUGCGUCCCCGCCCGCAGAGGACAACUUUAGUCGCUUCUAUUCGGCUUUUGGGGGUGUCAUAUCCGCCAUCAGCGCUCCUCUAGCCUUCACUUCCCUUCCCCUCAACCCCUCCACUCCAACGCCUGUGUCUGAGACACCCAGGGAAGAGAAAUCGUCCAAAACCAAGUCCCGAACGCACUCUCCAGAAGCGUCGAGAACCGUCAAAUCCUCUGUACCAGACCUCGCUGCCUUGAUAAGUAAGCCGGCACUUCGCGCCCUGAGAGAGGAUGGCGCACCAGGGCCCAACGAAAGCUUCUACCUGGUGCCAACCUCGAGCGGAGCAGUCACAUACGCCAGCAUCCUUCGCGAUCCCAAUGCGCCAAAUGCACCACCACCAAACACACAGCUCAAUGCCAUCGAUGAAGGAUCAGGCUCACUGAGAGGGAGUUCACACGAAGAGUUUGUCGACGCGAGAGAGAAUGUAGGCCCGCCGUCGCCUACCAAAGCACGCCGUCCCCCUUCUCGCGGCAACUCCAGCACAUCCGUAACGCCUCAGCGCUCCAUACCAGCCGGCAGAGGCUCAGGCCUCAAGACUAUGGAGGAGCUAGCACUGGAGAACGACACCCUGAAAUCAGUCAUCGACAAACAAGCCAAACGCAUCCAAAUGUGGGAACUCAACUCCCAGAACUCCUUCAACGCCCUCGCACAGUCCUUCCGUACUCGAGGACCUGGACGUGGCUCCAGCGAUCCCAAUGCACUCGCCCACGCCCUCGCUUCUCAAGGCAUCAAUCACCUUCCUGCUCUUCCAUCCCCUCCCAUACCAGGCCAGCCCCAACAACAGCCUACUUCCCCCAGUCAGCCUCCGACAUCCACCCCCGACGUCGACGCUGCGAAACGCAUCGCCGACUACGAAGCCACGGUCGCUUCGCUAAACGCGAAGAUCAACGAUUUGAUGAGCGCCAACGAGAAGCUGACCAAGGACAGAGAAAGGGACAAACAGGUGUUGAGCAGAUACAGGGAACAAUGGGAGAAACUAAAGGCGGGCGCGAGAAAGAAGGAGCAGGAAAGACGGGAGAGGAAGGUUCCGGAUGGCAAAGUGGACGAGUCGAUGAAAGAAAGCGAGGCUGGUGGACACGGGGAAGGUGAAGCGGAAGAGGAGUUGGAGGAGGAGCCCGGGUUUGGAAAGGCUUGAUCUUGCACUCUCGAUAAGGUCAAGACGAAGAAGCACAUAUCAAGAUACCCCAUGCUAUUACAGCUAGUCGUAAUAGACUACAAACACUGCAAUCACUUCCCAUUUCGCAAUCGCCUUCGAAUAUGGUCUUGAUUGGGCCCUGCCAUAUCAGAGACACAUCAGCCCUUUAAGCAAGAGAAAUUUCGAUAAAGAUUGCAUUACUACUGAAAUACCCAAGGCCUAGUCGAAAUCCGUCUUUCGACCCGACAUGUCUUCCUUGUCAAUUUAUCCCCCCUGUUCCAAUAACGCCGCUGUAGCCAUUCCGCCAAGAUCCCUAAAACGCAACUAACACAUUGCCAUCAG
This is a messenger RNA of Alternaria rosae, 2284 nucleotides long. RefSeq lists its product as uncharacterized. The record is from RefSeq and is a predicted model, not a curated record. The transcript is spliced from 2 exons. Lineage: Eukaryota; Fungi; Ascomycota; Dothideomycetes; Pleosporales; Pleosporaceae. The coding region runs from base 191 to 1942 and encodes 583 amino acids.